Molecule: messenger RNA, 1847 nt
Organism: Hyposmocoma kahamanoa
Lineage: Eukaryota; Metazoa; Arthropoda; Insecta; Lepidoptera; Cosmopterigidae
Gene: Dnaaf4
Product: dynein assembly factor 4, axonemal
Exons: 3
Coding region: 526-1812 (428 amino acids)
Biological process (GO): cilium movement; outer dynein arm assembly; inner dynein arm assembly
Molecular function (GO): protein binding
Source: RefSeq, a predicted model, not a curated record
CUCGAGGCGUAAAGCUCAUUGCACGUGAAAGCCAUUAUAGUCCCAAAGCGGGCACAGUCCACUCACAGUAAGUAGUUCCCACAAAGACCCAACGUGGAUUGAAAAUUUCACCCAUCAUUAUUUUUAUUAUAUUAUGUACUUUGCAGAUGUGUGCAGGUACGCUCACGAUGUUUUCGAAAAGCUCAAGGUAAAUUUAAAAUUAAAUUGCAGAUUCAAACUCACACACGCCCUCUGUUUGCGAGGCAGUACGUCAAACCAUAUUUAGGGAAUAGCACCAACAUGAUCUUAGAUUAUUGGCUACAUAGACCAAAUAAAAUUGGCUGCCACUGCUAUUUUUCCCUUGGCAUUAUUAAGUUUAUUGUUCAUGAGCAUAAUUAAAGAAAAUUUAAAGCGUUGAAUGUUAAACUUGUCACUAUAGAAACGCAUAAACAAAAAUAAAUUAAUGUCGUCACUUCACAAUAAAUCGGUAAGAAAAUUGUGUUGUUACUGUUUUUCUUUGGAAUCACUCAGUUUACGCUGUCGAAGAUGCCCAUUUUGGUGAAAGACUACACUUGGAUACAAUCUCCUAAAGUUAUAAGUAUAAGGAUCCCUAUAAGUCCCGUAAAUCACGAAAAAGUGGAUGUGUUUAUCACCGAUUGGUACGCGAAGGCUAAUUUCAGUCCUUUUCUUUUUGAAAUAUUCUUACUACACGAAAUAGAUAGUAAGAAAAGUUCUUGUAUUGUCAAGGAAGAUUUGAUAUCGUUGGAGUUAUUUAAAAAAGAAGAACAGGAAUGGGAGAGUUUAGAAAAGGAAUUAACAAAACCAGAAAAAAUGAAAAUCAAGGAAGAAGUUCUAAAAAAAUGUCAAGAAGAGGCAAACAAAGAAGCCGAAGAUAAAAGGAUACAAAAAACUCAAUUGGACAGGCAUGCCGUUCAAAGAGCAAUGGACGUGGAUGCAAGACAACAUGAAAUAAUGGAUAAACGUAGAAAUGAUGAAAGGGACAAAGCUAUGACUGCUUUAGAAGAAUGGAGAUUUAAUACUGCUGAAAAGGAAUCGUUAAAAGUAAUCGAAAAUAAUAUAAAUGUACCUCUGAAAUUAGAGCCUAGAGAUUCGGGUGUCAAGAUUGUAGAGCUCGAUAGUUCUUCGGAUGAAGAAACGAAAAAACCCACAAAGGUGGCUCCUCCAGUUAGAAGACCACCACCGAAGACCAUAGUAAAGUCAGAAUAUGUUGAUAAAACGAAGGAUAAAUUAAAUAGAAGAGUACUUCCGAAGCUAAGAAGUACUGCAGAGAUUAAAAUUACGCAUACUCCUAGGACGUUUCCGACGCCCAGUAGAGAGUCAACUGCCGAAGAGGAAGCGGUUUGGUUGAAAAAUGUUACUUUGGCGCGUAGGGCUACAGGUUUCGUAAGCGAGGAUCUGCGACCUGAAGAACAAGAUCCUCAAUGGUGCAAGGACAAGGGAGAUGAAUUUUUUCGCAACGGAAAUUUCCUUGGCGCCAUCAGUGCUUACACACACGGCAUUUCACUAUCUGACAAACUACCAAGCUUGUAUGCUAACCGCGCCGCUACCCAUUUUGCGCUUGGCAAUUUUAAUAAAUGUAUGGGGGACUGCUCCACUGCCAUAGACCUCAUGAAACCAGAAUGCGAAGGCAACAGACGCAGUCGAGCUAAGUGUGUAGCUCGCCGCGCCGCCGCUCUCGCGCGUGUCGGAAUGUUGAACAAGGCCAUAGACGAAAUGAAAGCAGCGGCGAAAUUGCUGCCCGAAGACGAUACGCUCAAGAAGGAUAUUUAUGAUAUGGAGAGGGCUUGGGAACAGAAUCCCGAUUCCGAUUAAUGGAUUACUUUCAAGUUUAUCACAGUUAGAGUCGA